AUGUCGUCGACAGCGAUAGCUGUAUCAGACAUUGAUGUCAAACUCGAUUGUCUCGGAUCGCCAGUGUCAUGUAGUGUUCGACCAUAUUCAAGCAUACAUAGCGAUACUGACACAAAAUCUGUAGGUUCAAAAUCAGUUGGUUCACGUACUUCAAAAUUAACUUAUAGUGAAUAUCCACAAGUGAGACCAACUAAUCCACUCUAUGCCAGUACAUUCACAAUUCGAACGUAUUCAUCGGCUGUUUCGAAGGCAUCAAGUACAGCAACAGUUGUAGAGCGUCGAAAAAAAUUUGAUCCACAAUUACCAAAACGUCCGGAAGAUUGGCGUUGGUUCUCUAUUCUUUGUAUUUUUCUUUUUCCACCAACAGGUGCUUUCGCGUUUGCCUUAGCUCGUAAGGCACAAAUUAAAUGUAAAGAUGGUUUUCUUGAUGAAUCACGUAAAUUAAAUAGACGAGCUCUGGCUUUAUGCAUCGUUAGUGUGAUCGGUGGUGUUACUCUUAUACUUGGACUCUUGUUUGGUCUGGAUUCGUGGCCACGAUCAAACGCUCAACUUAUUAUGGAUGUAAACGAAAAUAAAACAAGUUAUUAUUGUAGCAGCGGAUCAUUCGACCUGCCUAAAGUCGAUGAACAAGCUGCUAAAAUGAUGUCUGCGGCAGACAACAAAGGAAAAUCAUUCAUCAUCAGAUACUUCAAAUGGAAAUACGCAGAGUUUAGUGGCAACCAAAUCAAUUGA
This is a messenger RNA of Rotaria socialis, 732 nucleotides long. The record is from the annotation of a GenBank genome assembly. NCBI's taxonomy places the organism in Eukaryota, Metazoa, Rotifera, Eurotatoria, Philodinida, Philodinidae.